This is a messenger RNA of Erinaceus europaeus (western European hedgehog), 2287 nucleotides long. It is a transcript of the gene GAS2L1, whose product is annotated as growth arrest specific 2 like 1. NCBI's taxonomy places the organism in Eukaryota, Metazoa, Chordata, Mammalia, Eulipotyphla, Erinaceidae. The record is from RefSeq and is a predicted model, not a curated record. The transcript has 6 exons. Gene Ontology annotation, molecular function: cytoskeletal adaptor activity; actin filament binding; microtubule binding. Gene Ontology annotation, cellular component: microtubule plus-end; cytoplasm; actin filament. Gene Ontology annotation, biological process: actin crosslink formation; protein localization to microtubule plus-end; regulation of microtubule polymerization or depolymerization. Bases 141 to 2210 code for a protein of 689 amino acids.
GUGGGCGGGGCCGGGAGCCGCGGAUCCGGGAGCCACCGGCGACCCAGCGGGGACCCAGCGGGGACCCAGCGGGGACCCACCGGCACCAGGCCGCGCGAUGCCCCCCGGGCCCGCGGGGUGAGAGCCUCCCAAGCCCAGGCAUGGCGGACCCAGUGGCGGGCAUCGAGGGUGCGGCGGCCAAGAGUGUGCGGCCCUUCCGCUCAAGCGAGGCCUACGUGGAGGCCAUGAAGGAGGACCUGGCCGAGUGGCUCAACGCCCUGUAUGGCCUGGGGUUGCCGGGCGGCGGGGACGACUUCCUGGCGGGGCUGGCCACGGGCACCACGCUGUGCCGCCAUGCCAACGCCGUGGCCGAGGCGGCCCGGGCUCUGGCGGCCGCCCGUCCCGCCCGUGGGGUAUCCUUCCAGGCACGCGGCGUGGCCCCCGGCUCCUUCGUGGCCCGCGACAACGUGGCCACCUUCAUCGGCUGGUGCCGCGCCGAGCUGGGCGUACCCGAGGUGCUCAUGUUCGAGACGGAGGACCUGGUGCUGCGCAAGAACGAGAAGAGCGUGGUGCUCUGCCUGCUGGAGGUGGCGCGGCGCGGGGCCCGCCUGGGGCUGCUGGCCCCCCGCCUCGUGCAGCUGGAGCAGGAGAUCGAGCAGGAGCUGCGAGGCCCCCCCUGCCCCCUCAGCCCGGGGGAGCACGACUCCGGGGAGCAUGGCUUAGGGUCGGCCACGACCCCUGGGGCGCCCGCCCGCGGCCCCCGCAUGACUCUCAGUGACCUGAAGAACCUGGACGAGCUGGUGCGGGAGAUCCUAGCCCACUGCACCUGCCCGGACCAGUUCCCCAUGAUCAAGGUGUCGGAGGGCAAGUACCGUGUGGGAGACUCCAGCUCGCUCAUCUUCGUGAGGGUGCUCAGGAGCCACGUGAUGGUGCGUGUGGGCGGCGGCUGGGACACCCUGGAACACUACCUGGACAAGCAUGACCCCUGCCGCUGCGCCUCCAGUGGUCAGUGCGGGCGGGCGGCAGCCCACCGCCCUGCCUCGCAGAGGGCCCACACCUUCUCCCCGCAGAGGGUGUCACCCAGCCCCAGCCCCCGAGCAGGAAGCCCUGUGCCCGGAGGCGACCGUCGAGGCUCCAGGUCAGAGGCGACACCCAUGAGCAUCCGCAGCUCAAAAGACGGGUCCGAGGCCCCGCUCAGGCCCCGGGACCAGCUGCCCCCUCACCCCCGCUCCCGUCGCCACUCCGGGGACAGCGACUCCUCAGCCUCCUCCGCCCAGAGCGGUCCCCUGGGUGGCCGCAGUGAGGAGCGGCCCAGCCGGUGGCUGACUACAGGUCCCCCAGCCUCUCCACGGCGGCCCCCCGCCCCACGCAGCCAAUCCCGAGACCGGCUGGAUCGGGGGCGCCCCCAAGGGGCCCCUGGAGGCAGGGGUGCCCGGCCACCAGCGCCCAGCCCUGCCCGUCGAGCCCGGAGCCAGAGCCGUGAGGAGCAGGCAGUCUUGCUAGUGCAAAGGGACCGAGAUGGGCAGCAUUCAUGGGUCACAGGGGUAAGGGGAGACGCCGGCAGGAGUAGCCCCAGGACCCCUCGAGCCUGCAGCCCCGCAGCCCCCCAGGUCCCCCGAGCCCGCAGCCCCGCAGCCCCCCGACCACCCCGGGGCCCCAGCCCCGAGAUGGGCACUAUGCCGGCCAGCGUCUUCCGCACACCACUGCAGCUGGACCCCCACGAAGAGCAGCAGCUGUUCCAGAGGCUGGAAGAAGAGUUCCUGGCCAAUGCCCGGGCCCUGGAGGCCACUGCCAGCCAGAGUCCCCCUGGGCCCGCCCCAGACCCAGCCCGAGCCCCAGACACCCCAGCCCCUGACUCUGCCUACUGCUCUUCCAGCUCCUCCUCGUCCUCCCUCUGCAUCCUGGGCAGCAAGUGUGGCCAGCCUGGGGACUGUGGGCGGGUGGCCAACGGGCAGCCUGGGCCCCGAGCCCCAGCUCUGUCCAGCUCUUCUGACGAAGGCAGCCCCUGCCCAGGAGUGGGGGGCCCAGCAGAGGCACCCAGGAGCCUCCUGGCCAACCCGGAGCCUCUGAGGACCUGUGCUCGGGGCCGCAUGGACACACAGCCAGACAGAAAGCCCUCACGCAUCCCCACGCCCCGGGGCCCCCGGCGCCCAUCGGAACCUGCCGAGCAAGGGGCCUGGCACGCCUUGCAGUCUGUCACCCCCCAGGCUGAGCCCGGCUCCUGGAUGUGACAGGCCAGCCCUGCCGUCCCAGCCCCCACCCCUCCUCUUCCUUUGUGGCCUUAACCCCUCGCAUCAGGGAGCCGCCC